CUUCGUCCCAUCUGCUCGUCUCAUUCUUUUCGCCCCUGCGCGAACUUGCAUUCGUCCUGGUCCUCCGUCCUGCGCUAUCUGUAUUUAUUGCUGCCACCGUAUCUGGCGUGUAGGGCUGGCUCAUCGCGGGCCUGGAAGAUGUCAUCUCCGACUCUGAUUGAUGAUACGAACCCGAUAGUGCAGUACGAGGCUGGAUGGAUCUGGGACCAGAAUGUCAACGAAGUGGACGGGACAAGGCACGGUGCAGGUAUUGCGGGCAUCACGGCUUCCUUGAGCUUCGCAGGGACUGGCGUCCAGGUAGUGGGGACGCUCGAAUCCUCCGACCAUUCCGGCCAGCCAACGACGUCGUAUGCCAUCGAUGGAGAAACCGUUGGCACUUACACCGCGCCCUUCACGCCUUCUGGGCAGACGCACUACAACGUCACGUUUUUCUCCAAGCCCGAUCUAUCCUCCGGUGAUCACGAAAUAGUCAUCACCAACGUCAAUGGGACGAGCCCGAACGUCUUCUGGCUUGACUAUUUUCUCGUCGACGCUGCGCCACCGUCUUCUGGAGGCGGUACCACUUCUUCGUCAUCGACGUCAACGUCAACAUCUACGUCAGUCACUCCUUCCGACUCACUAUCGAGCACAGUCAUUACCGUUGUAUCUACGAGUACAUACACUUUCUCCACCACAUCGUCACAGGGGGUUGGGUUGCCACCGUCCUCACCAUCUAAUUUAUCUUCCUAUCCAUCGUCCUCUUCAUCAUCUUCAUCUUCGGCUUUCUCUUUCGCUAAUUUGACUGCCACUCCGUUCAGCGACACCACAAACACGCUUGCUCAGGGAAGUCUCCCCACGAGUGCAACUGCUGCUCCCACCACAUCCGGCGUAGGGUCAACAACUCCAGGCGCAGUACGGUCUUCUGACCACUCCAACACCCACGCAAUCAUUGGGGGAGUGGUAGGCGGAGUGAUAUUCCUCGCACUCCUCAUACCUCUUUUCUUCUGGUGGAGACGACGCCAGCAGAGGUCGCUCGAUGACGUCGAUCCGUUCAUUGCGUCAGCCCGCGACCACACUUGGCACAGCGGAACGCUAGCCUCCACUGGCUUCGAGUUCAAACCUUCCAAGGUUCCUGAGAUGUCAUUGACUGCGACCACGGCCUCCCCAACCGCGUUCCGACAGACCGUGUCGUUGAAUGCUUCGGAGCUCCCUGCCGCCCAUCCGUCAGAGCACGGUUCGCCCACCGUCACCCUGGGCGAUACACCAGCCGCACCGACGACGUUGCCAUCACACCAGUCCCCGGGCUCCCCAGCAGGGCCUCUCCACACCGACGUGAAGCUACAAGACGCAGUCCCCUCGAUUCCUUUGGCGGCAGCUCAGUCCCAACCGCACAUCGAUCAUAGUCCCGUUUCCCCCUCAUCGCCCCACUCUGCCGCAGGCUCAGCUUCAGCGUCCGAGUACGCUCUCUCCGAGGCUCCGAUUACGCCUGCGCCUGCAGAUGCCGAAGCGUCUCGCGCGCCGUGGUAUGCGCCGCCCCAGCGAGAAUCGCGUGCUCAUUCUCUCCUCCGUGUGCUCUCGUCGCGCAACAGGCCUGUGCAGCAGCAGCCGACGCAUGAUGUGGACUCGGGGCUGAGGCUGUAUAACGAACCCACCUUGCCACCACCUUAUACUCCGGACUAGUUGUAGGAUACGCAUAUAUAUUUGUAUGCGGACUGAGUGUAAGCCCCACUCUACGUCAUGGCCUUACUUGACACUCUUCACAUAUUACGUACGCAUACAGUUAUAUAGUUGACGUCCUAUACCGUGUCUCCUAGCUCUGCUCACCACGGUAUAGGUACGUAUUCUCAUACACAUGUAUUCUAGCUCUG
Dichomitus squalens LYAD-421 SS1 is the source of this 1847-nucleotide messenger RNA. RefSeq lists its product as uncharacterized. The transcript is spliced from 3 exons. The record is from RefSeq and is a predicted model, not a curated record. The coding region runs from base 139 to 1659 and encodes 506 amino acids. NCBI's taxonomy places the organism in Eukaryota, Fungi, Basidiomycota, Agaricomycetes, Polyporales, Polyporaceae.